AUGAAGAAAGUACCAGCAUAUACCCUUCCAGCGAUUCACGACCCUGCCACAAACACAUACCUCUCCAACUCGUUCGAUAUCGCGAGGUACCUCGACAGGACCUAUCCAAACAAACCACACAUCUUCCCGCACAACACUGCCGGUGUUCAGGCGCCCUUUGCACGCGCAUUCGCACUGAAUAUGGAGCCCAUCUUCAACUUCCUGAUCCCAGAGGAAUGUGCUGUUCUUAAUCCGCGAAGCCAGGAAUAUUUCCGCAGGACACGGAAGGAAUUAUUUAGGGUAGAGAGGCUUGAGGACCUGAUACCGAAGGGAGAGAAGCGGGUCACAGAAUGGGCGAAGGUGAAGCUCGGCUUGGACAAAACAGAUAAAUGGUUCAAAGAAGCGGAAGAAAAUAAUGGCCCGUUUAUUAUGGGUGCUACGCCAUGCUGGGCGGAUUUCGUAGUGGGCGGGUAUAUGUCUUGGGCGAGAGCGGUAUGGGGAGAGGAGAGCGAGGAGUGGGAAGAUAUAGCUUCCUGGAACGAUGGUCGUUGGAAGAGGUUUGUGGAGGGGCUAAAGAAAUACGAAGAAAUCAAGUGA
Psilocybe cubensis is the source of this 576-nucleotide messenger RNA. RefSeq lists its product as uncharacterized. NCBI's taxonomy places the organism in Eukaryota, Fungi, Basidiomycota, Agaricomycetes, Agaricales, Agrocybaceae. The record is from RefSeq and is a predicted model, not a curated record. The coding region runs from base 1 to 576 and encodes 191 amino acids. The transcript has a single exon.